UCAAACUGGGUUUCAGCUAAUUUUCCUUCAUUUUGUUCAUAAAUCUUAACUGUAUUCUUCAUAAAUGACAGUAUUCCAUGAUAUAUGGAUUUAUACCUAUAGCCAUCGUACCCUGAGAGUAGUAUUUGAAGAAGCACAAUCCAGCAUCCAGGAUCAGUAACCACGAAAUCAAUCGACUUUACCCGCAUCAGUAUGGAUUCUCCCGAGAACACGGCACCGGCUUCGGUGGAUAUCUACGCCGUGUUAAGCAUUUUGCUGGUGGCAAUCAUGUGGGGCGCUACCAACCCUUUCAUCAAACGGGGUAGCAUCGGGUAUAACGAGCUAAAGGCAGACAGCAAACUGGGCCAACUUUGGUUGGAAGUACGAUUUCUUAUCACUCGUUGGCAGUAUGUGCUUCCAUUGGUGAUAAAUCAGCUGGGGAGUAUCGUCUACGUAUUAACCCUGCAACGGACGGAACUGUCGCUCACCGUUCCAAUGGCAAACUCGUUAACGUUCGUUUUUACUGCCAUUACUGCCCGACUGCUGGGCGAACGACAAUCGGGCUGGAGCGCUUUCCUGCUUCAAUGCGGAAAAUAGUUCGACGGUGCGGCUAAAACCACUCACACACACCGUCAGAAGCAAAGCAUUUCUCCGAAGAAAGGACAUACGUACGUGUGGAUCUUGCUGUGUUGUUUAUGUUGGUACCGUUGGUGGCCAAUUCCACCGCAUUUUCCGACUCGAUUCCGAUUGGUGCGGGUGGUGCUGCUGCUGCUGCUGCUGCUGCUGCAAAAAACAGAACGCAGUCAUUCGCGUCGCUCGUUCAACCCAUCACGUUGGCACUGCUGCUCGUCUUCUGUGUAUGUGUUUGUGUGGCCACCAUGCAAGCACUCUUCUUAUGAAUGAAUCGCAGCAAUCGCUGCGAAAACGCCCGAAGAGAUGGGCCCGUUUCGAACAAGGCGUUGGAAGUUUCGUCUGUUUGCGUGUACCGGAUAGCUCCGGGAAGGUUCCGCUUGCCAGUGUGUUGGUGCCGACUGUCUUGUUUGCCGACGACCGUGAAAACAGAACCCAAUGGCGGUGAGUGAAAGGGAAGCACAACAGCCUCAGCGAACAAGCGCUGCCCGAAACGGUGGAACAGAUGAUGUGCGGGAACUGCAGGAAAUACCGACAACAAACACUCGCUCGAUGGGCGAGACGCUCUGGAAUGACGGUGGAAACUCUACCACCUUCGGAAGCUUUCGGAAGCUUUCGGGUGGCAAAUCCCGAACGGGGUUCGGUCGGAAAAACUCGUCGCCCGUGGUACGCAACCGGGGUAGGCGACCAGAACACGCAACGGGGGAGAGACGGCAUGUUAUUAAUACGGUUCGCUCGAUGCGGACACAUUUCACUGCGAGUUGCGACACCGAACGAUACGGACGGCUCAAAAGGGGGCACACGCUUCUUGGUCGCUCGCCACCCACACCGUGGGACGUGAUUUGCUUCUGGCAGUGUGGUGACUUGGAUUGGGGUAAGUUUUCGCCUGCGCCACGUUCGCUCGUUUGUGUAGUACCGUGAGCUCUGUUUAUCAAUUGACUGUAAGCACAGCGAAAGAGAAAGAGCCAGUGCGUUACUGU
Anopheles merus is the source of this 1589-nucleotide messenger RNA. RefSeq names its product transmembrane protein 234 homolog. The transcript has 3 exons. The record is from RefSeq and is a predicted model, not a curated record. NCBI's taxonomy places the organism in Eukaryota, Metazoa, Arthropoda, Insecta, Diptera, Culicidae. The coding region runs from base 193 to 576 and encodes 127 amino acids.